UUUUCUUCUACGUUGUGUUGGGCGUCGUCUCUGACCUCGAGCAUGUCGACACUAGGGCCAUAUUCUGGAUUUGCGGAAUCUGUAAUAGUUUAAAGAUGCCCUGACACGCGCGCUCGGCAUACGACGUAGAAUAGUAUAUGAGCCAAGUGCUUUGAUUUUCCUUCUACUCUGACCCAUCUCAUCCGUACCUUUGAUUUGAGGCUCAUUGUGCUUACAGAUAUCCUGCUCUCGUCGGCGAUCUCCCUCGUCCUCGUACAACAAGCACAUAUUGAACGAAGGUGCUCUGCUUGAUGCCUUCAGUCAUCAUUUGGGCGUCGCCCCAGAAAUACCAUGGCCCAUUUUGGCAAUAUGGGUGUUCAUGUGUGUGACCUGGUUACUGGCUUGCGUUGUGCGUAUUCUACAAGCUGGUUUUGCCAUUCCCUCCCGUUAUACGAUGAACUUCAUAAAAUUAUCAACUAGAAGCUGUUGCUUAGCUCUGCAUGUGCAGGGCGUUGAUUAUAACUCUUAGACCUGACUUUCUGUUUCGUUGUGCGGCGGAGACUGGCUUGCUAACAACCUUCCCUCAGUCCCCAUGCCCGUCGUACAAAAGUGAUGGUUGAUUAUUACGAUUUGUAUCUAUUAGCAACGUAAUGUGAAUGCGUUCGCUCGCUUCGGUCGACAUUUUGCUGUCUACGCUGUCUACUUCGUCAUGGCUAAAGUCGAUUCGUAUCAUGUCCCGAAGGCCGCACGCCGUCCGACACGAUACGGUUUGGUUCUAAGUCUCGUCUCUGUUACUCUGAUAUCCUACUUUGCCUAUUCGCGCGAGAGUUACACGGUCUGCUCUUCAACGCACUCGAUCUACAUUGUGGAUGAAGUCCGUCCGACUGCCGAAUGCAUCUCUGUGCACAAAGGGAGGAUAUCUGCCGUGGGGAGUAUGGGCAUGGUACAACGGUUCAUGUAUCCUCUGGCGGUUCGGCUCCUGGAACCAGGGCAGAUUAUCGUGCCCGGCUUCUCAGAUGCGCAUGCGCAUUUUCUGCAGCAAGGUUACAAAAUGCAGCUCCAAUUGGACAAUGCAAAGUCUGUCGAGGAGGUUGUUGACAGAAUCAAGACAUACAUCAAUGCACACCCCGAGGUGAAGGAGGAUAAGACUCGCUGGAUAGAAGGAAUGGGUUGGGACCAGACGAAAUGGGCUGGCGCGUCGUUCCCUUCAGCUGCGGAUCUUUCCAGAGAUCCAUUGCUCGCAGGACGGCCGAUACAUCUGCUAAGAGUCGACGUUCACGCCGCCUGGGUGUCCGAGCGGGUUCUCGAACUGAUAGAUCCUCUUCCCGCUGACGGAGAUGUGGAUGGUGGGAUCAUAGUGCGAGAUGGAUCGGGCAAGCCUACUGGAAUCUUCGUGGAUAACGCCAUGGCGCUUAUCCCCAGUCCCCCAUGGGCCCCGGAUCAAUAUUCCCAGUUCUUUGAAACCGUCGCCGCAGAGGCGCUCAAGUUCGGUUUAACUACCAUUCACGACGCAGCCACGGAUCCAGUUUCGGUCGCAUUUUUCAAACAAGUCGCCGAUUCAGGAAAGCUCCCGCUCCGACUGUAUUUGAUGGCUUCACCAGCUGGCGAAAACUUUACGAACUGGGAUCCUAUGAAGGUUGAAAAACUGAUCAACUACGGUCCUCAAGAACGACUGACUUUGCGAAGCGUCAAGCUCUUCACAGACGGCGCACUGGGAUCAUGGGGCGCUGCGCUAAUUGAGCCUUACGCUGAUCAGCCAAAUAUGCGUGGAAUUUUGCGAAGUCCACCGGAAACCAUGGACGGUUUCAUUCGGGAUGCUUGGAAUGCGGGACUCCAAGUGAAUGUGCACUGUAUCGGUGAUCGGGCAAACCAGGUUGUGCUGGACAUAUUCGAAAAGCUUCAACUUGAUAGUGGAGUCUCCGUUGCCGACUACCGUCCUAGAAUCGAACACGCGCAGAUCCUGCAGACAUCAGACUUGAUUCGCAUCGGACGGCUUGGAGUGAUCCCAAGCGUGCAACCGACACAUGGGACGAGCGAUAUGGGCUACGCGGAGUCCCGGCUGGGCCCGGAACGGAUCAAGGGAGCAUAUGCAUAUCAGACGCUUCUGCAAUCUUCGCCCAAGAAAAUUUUGCCCCUGGGCUCAGACUUUCCCGUAGAGGGAGUGAAUCCACUGCUGGGAUUCUAUGCCGCUGUUUCCCGUCUCGAUCCGGACGGCAACUCGCCGCAUGGCCCCGGAGGAUGGUUCCCUUCAGAAAGAUUGACGCGCGCUCAAGCUCUCAAAGGAAUGACACUGGAUGCGGCGUAUGCGUCCUUCUCCGAGGGUGAUCUCGGCUCUUUGGUCGUUGGAAAGCGGGCAGACUUUGUGGUACUCGACCGAGAUAUCAUGACUGUCGAUCUAGGAGACAUUUUGGAUACGAAAGUGGUGGCUACUGUGAUCGACGGGAAGGUGGAAUACGGUUCCAUCCCCUCCUGGACCGUCGCACAGUUGCUGCGCGCCUAUGCUGCCCAGAAGUAGCUGUACAUACAUACACAACUUGCGGACAUGCGCAUCAGAUGCGAGUGGCGAUGCCAUUUCGUCGCACUUACUUGCAAUUGACUUCCAUGGCGCUGGUCAAACGCGCCAAAUCCAAAUCCUCGGACUCGGACGACUCUCACGGGCAAACGGAUGACACUAACGAGGACUCGGUCGAGACGGCUUCGGCUCUGCACGCUGAGAAGAAGAAACACAAGAAAUCACGACCUAUAAUAGCCUACAAGCGUUUUCUGUUCCCGUUAGGCCUUAUAACAGGUGCCCUUAUCGCGUUCUCACUUAUCGAACCGCGCGACAUCCAAGACUUGCAUGCACAUUUGACGCUUCUCCUGGGCGAAUACGAUCUAGCUUUGCCCAAUAUCCCUGGACUGGAUCUUUCUGCGCUUGAAACGGAGUGGCAGCGGUUGAGGAGCAACAUCCCGGAGGUCUGGAAACUGAGUACGGACGGACGCGAGUUUCAGGUUGGAGAGGCCAUGAAAGAGCGAAAGUUGACUGCGCAGUUUCCUGUCGUGCUGAUUCCGGGCAUAAUAUCCACAAGUUUGGAAUCUUGGUCUACGGAGCCCGAGUAUCGGCCUUUCUUCAGGCAGAAGAUGUGGGGUGGGUUCAGCAUGCUUUCUCAGGUCACCUUCAACCGCGACAAGUGGAUAAAUGCCAUGCUGCUCGACCCGGUUACAGGUCUUGAUCCGCCCGGUGCCAAGGUUCGAGCAGCCGAAGGGAUAGACGCAGCAAGUAUGUUCAUUCAGGGAUACUGGAUCUGGUCCAAAAUCGUAGAGAAUCUCGCUGUUGUGAAUUACGACACCAACAAUCUUUACCUUGCACCCUAUGACUGGCGGCUCUCAUUCUCGAAUUUGGAAGAACGUGACGGUUAUUUUUCGCGGAUCAAGACCACCAUCGAAAGCUUCAAGCGUCGGCAAGGCAAGAAGACGGUUAUCGCAGCCCACUCCAUGGGGUGCAGCGUGUUGCUGGUAUGUGGUUGCCUAGUUAUCUCGACGGUGAAUUGAGCCAUACUAGUAUUUCUUCAAAUGGGUCGAAUCCCCUGCCCAUGGCGCAGGUGGACCUACCUGGGUUGAGGACCAUGUCGAGUCAUAUAUUGCUAUCUCUGGAACCCAUUUGGGCGUUGCAAAGGCCAUGACGGCAUUUCUGUCUGGUGAAAUGAAGGACACCGUCCAGAUGAAUCCUGCUGGAGCCUACGCUUUGGAGCGCUUCUUUUCUCGAGCCGAACGACAGAAAUUGUUUCGAUCGUGGGCUGGCAGUGCCAGUAUGUGGGUCAAAGGUGGUGACGCAAUCUGGGGCGGACCAGACGGUGCACCAGACGAUGAGGUCAACUGCACGAUGACACAUGGAGAGCUGAUCGCAUUCAGAGUACAACCUCCUCCGCCUGGAGUAGCUAGUAGUGGACUGGGUGUAGAUGAAGGGGACAGGAAGAACAUGACUGUCGACACCGCGGGAUCCUGGAUCUUGCAGCACACCCCGUCUUCAUUUCAGAAAAUGAUGGCCACCAACUUCUCAGUUGGGAUAGAACGAGACGAAGAAGUCCUGAGGAAGAAUAACGAAGAUCCGACAAAGUGGUCAAACCCACUCGAGGUCCAACUUCCCUUGGCUCCUUCGAUGAAGGUAUAUUGUGUAUAUGGUCAUGGAAAGAAUCUGCAGCGUUCCUACUGGUACACACAAGCGCCUAACGAGUAUGACGAGGCCGCCGAGAAUGCCUUUGGGUCUCAGCCGCUCUGUGUCGAUGUUGGGGGUGAAGCUUGUCAGGCCAACACCGGGUUGCCUGUGGAAGCACCUUUGAUCAGGAAGAGCUGGAUCGACGCCGAAUACAACGAUGAGAACGUCACUCCCAAGAUCCGAAACGGGGUCAUGAUGGGGGAAGGCGACGGCACAGUUAACCUUAUCAGUUUGGGUGCCAUGUGCGUCGAAGGCUGGAAGCGUCCUCGCUGGAAUCCUGCCGGCAUAAAAGUCACUACAGUCGAACUUCCUCAUCAACCGGUUCUGAACAUGCCCAGAGGAGGAGCCAACACAAGCGAUCAUGUGGACAUUCUGGGCUCAACCGGACUGAACGAAAUCAUCCUCAAGGUGGCCACAGGGGUCGGUCACGAGAUUGAGGAGCGCUUUGUCUCGAACAUCAAAGAAUAUACGAGUCGGAUGCGCUGGGAUGCAGAUUAGACUAGAGUAUAAGUCUUGGUGUAAUUGGUCAUGUGUAAUGUAUCCAUCACGUGGUGUCUUUCGACACGGUCCACGUGCGUAUUGUUGUCACCUGUUUCGCCUGUUGACGACCAGAACCAUGACCUCUCCCCGGACGCUGGGGACCUCGUCGCCGCGCCAGGCGAGCACGGCGUCUCCUCUCCGAGACAGACUACUCUCAAACUCCCCCGACCCAGUCAAGAAUCAAAUCCUCCGGGACUCUGGCCUCGGCUGGUCAGACAGUCCGCAAAACAGCACCCCCACAUCCCCCCUGCGUAUCGCUAAGCGCGACUCACCUUUACGUCGAUUGCCUCAGAUCCAAGUCGCCCGUAGAACAUCAUCCAGCUUCAAGCAUGUAAAGAACAACAAUCUUGUCUCCAAAUCGCCGUUCAAGUCUCAGAUCCCCACGCCUGCCACUGGGGGUGUUCCAGCGCUUCCCCGCCCGCACGCUUCUCCCACUCGCCGUGUCUCCGGCGAGAAAAGGCCUCGGCCGCAGAGCAUUCAUGAUCAGGCGGAAGCAGAGAACGACAGACCGUUCUCAUUCAAGCGAGAGAGGCGCCAAUCCAAGACUUUUGAAGGGCUCAUCCAGAAGGAGCCAGUCACGAAGAGCCCCUUCCGACAGCUUGAGCCCGGAUGGAAAGGACCUGCUCAGACAACUCCAGUGCCCCCGGUGCCACAGACACCAUCUCGCAUCCCAGUGCCUGCAUCGGCGUCCACGACUUCAGCAUCACCGAUCCGCUCUUCCCUCGUAACCAAGCGUAUGCAUGGACCCCGCUCGAGUGGCAAUCUACGCCGUGAACAAGAGCGUCGGAAGACCGUCACCUUCAACGAGUCGUGCGAUGUUGUUGAGUUCGACCCGCAUGAAGAUGGCACCCCGGACACGACCAUGUCCAGUGUCGAUCAAGAUUUGGACCAAGAGGAUGACGAUACGGAAGACUUCUUCGCUCCCGAACAGGAGCAGAUUCCUCCGCAGCACGAGUCGUCAUACGAAAGCAUCGACCUGUCCGACACUUCGCUGUUGCCGGAGACCUCGCUGCCGUUGGAACUGGACCCGGACACGAGCAUCACGGGUCUUGUUGAUGCAAUGUUCUCAUCAAAUGAGGCGGCUGUGACUAAUACGCCACCAGGUUUAGGGUCUUCGUUCACGAGAACUUUUGCAUACACACCAGACCACCCGACGGAUCUCGACACUGAAGAUGGCGUGCCAUUUGGUCGGUCCCACCACGCGUCGCGGACUGCUGCGUUCCAUCAAGAGCAGCACAAUACGCCCCAUCUUCCCCCCAUUCCACAGCCCCAACUUGGCAGUCGCCCUCUUCCAUUCCCUGAGCACCCGACCGCCCACACCCCGCCUCGACAUCCUCGCGAUCCACUCGAAACGCCGCCGUUGGGGCGGUCGACUCACUUUGAACGUCGUCAUGCAGUCACACAAGAGGAGGCAAAGAUUGCUCAGGAAGAUGAUGACGUCGCCGCACUCCCUGGAUCCCCUUCUCCAAUGAAACCUCAUCAGACCAGUGUCGUCGAGAUUGGACUGACGCGGUUCUCGCUGCCUAGCGGUGGGGGCAUGGACGAGAGCCCUGAUCCCUUCGCUAUGCCCAAGCUCCAAGAUGAACCGUUGCCAGGAGAGGACAGCCGUGAGAUCAGCAUAGGUCGCUCGGAGGUCAACGAGAUUCUACGCAGUGCCAGCGCCAGUCCCAUGCCAAGCCCCAGCCGUAGCCUGCGUCCUCGAAUCAGCCGAGAAGAUGUGCAAAGACGGCUUUUGCGUGCUAGAAGUACUAGUCCGGAAAUCGACAUCGAACAACCCGUUGCGCAGAUGGAGACUGUUGAAGAGCAAGACAGUGUUCAGGAGAGUGUCGAGGAGGAGGAGGAAUCGCACAGGGACGAAUCACAGGAGCAAGCGGAUGACUCGUUCAUGUCAGCGGAGGAUGAAUUCAAAGAGGAGCGGGAAGCCGAGGCUGAAUACGAAGCUGCCAUGUCCCGGGAGCAGGAGGAACGGGAAGGUAGUGCGAGCACGGAGAUCGGAAUCGUUGGAGUGGCUGAGAAGCGGCUGCUCUAUGAUCUCCCUUCGACUCCAACUUUCCAAGUGCAGGCCCCGUCACCGCCUCAUCACUCGCUCUCGCCGCCGAUCGAGUCCGAGCAAGAAUUGGGUCUGAACCUGGGGCUGGAUUUCGGCAGUCGUUUUGGCUUGGGCAAGCUGGGUAUUACUGGCUUGGGAAAUGGCAGCGUCAACUCGCAAGAUUCGUUGCAGGCUGCCGAGCGACUCGAACCGGAGCGGAUGGCUGUUGAUAUGGACAUGCGCAGUGCGCUGGAUCGCUUGAUGGACGAUGUCGCCAGUGUUGGUGGCUCCUCAGUUAUCGAACAGCAAGAAGAAUCUAUGCGCACCGAGGACACUCUGCCUGACGACUCUCUCGAACUCCCUCAAGGCCAUCCAGUCGCGCGAGCGGCGACAGAUUCAGUGCUCGAUCUGCGGCACAGUGGGAGUAGUGCUUCGUUGUCGUCCAUUCCACCUCCGGUGCCGCCGAAAGACAACAUCCGCUCUAGGGAGGCGCUGAUCUUGGAGAAGCGACGCGAAUUACGUCGGCUUGACGAAGAUGACUACGAAGAAGCUCCUCAGCGGCUGGCUGUCGGCCGACCCAGUGCGCGCCGAAGCAUGAGCACCGGGGAUGUGGACGACAUAACUAAAUUACGUGCCAAAGAACUGCUCGAUCUCAGCAAAGAAGAUCUGUUGGGGGCUAGCAUUGAGAAGGCUUUGACGAGGCCUGAGGAACCUCGCAAGCCGAAAUACCAUGUUCAUGAGCACGAAGAGAUGAUCUAUGCGUCGUCAUCUGAUCAAGAGCGCAUCUCUCAUUUGGCUGCCGCCGGUGACAUCAAUGCGGGCAAAGCUUGGAAGACUGUUCGCCGUCCCUCAGACAUGAACGAGUAUUCCAAGCAAAUCAAAGAGUACCGUGCCAUGCAAGAUCCGGGCAAAGCAUGCGGCAAAGUUUUUGUUAAAGUUAUCGGAGUGAAGGGCAUGCAUCUUCCUCUCCCGAAUGAGCCCACGGCGGUGACGUGUACACUCAAUAACGGGAUCCAUUUUGUGACCACGCCCGAAACUGCGCUUGGGCGGGAGACGAGGAUCGAGCAAGAGUUUGAGCUCAUCGAAAGCGCGAAAUUGGAAUUCACCAUGUCGAUCAAAGUCCGGCGAGACCCUCAUAUUAUCUCGCAAUUCCGAGCACUGCAACCGGCUCCAGCUGUGAUCGCACCGGUUGCACCAGCCCGUCCGCCGCCUGUUGUCCAACAAACUUCGUCGAAGAGCGGUUUGCGCUUCUGGGCCUCUUCGCCGAAGAAGAAGGACAAAUUGAUUGCUGCAGCGCCACCCCCGCGACCCAUGGCACCUGUUGCUGCUGCGGCACCGGCCAGGUUACCUGAGAAUCUUGCGCGAUAUCUUAAGCCUGAUGGGACGCUGGCGCGUGCGUUUGUUGCCUUCAAAGACAUUGCGUCCCGGUGUGACACGCGGUUAUUCGAGACGAGCUUCCCGUUGAUUGGGCAGCGCACGGAAGUGGGUGGUAAGACAUCCACGCUGCAAGUCGGCGAGCUGGUCCUGCAGAUCCUGCGACUUCCACCACUGCCGAGCAUUCCGCAAGAGCAACUGCCCCAGAGCCUGGAUGAAUGUCUCCGGGGCCUCCGACAUAUCAAUUGGCACAAGGUCACCUAUUUCCAGGGCACCCUCACCCAAAACGGGGGGGACUGCAGCACCUGGCGGAGGCGGCAAUUGCGUGUGAUCGGAAGCAAGUUGGUCGCAUUCAACGACGUUACGAAACGAGCGACUGCGACGAUCGAUCUCAGCAAGGCUAUUGCAGUGGAAGACAACCAAACACCCCGCGGACCGCUCAGCCCGGCAUCUGGAAUGUCGCGUGUCAGCCAGUACGACGAGUACGAUGGCUUGUGCGGUGUCGAGCGGUCUUUCCGUCUCAUCUUCCCUCACGAACAAGAGAUCCUCUUCUUUGCUGAUUCUGACGAGGACAAGGCCAAAUGGUUGGAGGUCCUCCGGGCUCUGGUUGGGCAUAUACCGCCUUAUCCUUUGUGGGGCGAGCUACUAUGGCAACGGCAAGAAGACUUGAGACGUCGACCGGCCUGAUAUGUUAUGUCCCUUUCUCGCUUUCUUGUGCGCUAGGCCUCUAUGCUUUCGAAUAUCUUACAGCCAUCCUCUUGUACUUUAGUUAUCCCGUAUGUAUAUGCGACCAGUCUCCAUAAUAGAUCUGGUUUGAAACACCACCUCGGAAGAUGGGAUUCGUCUCAUGGCGUUCGCUUCCAUCAAUUCUCUUAUGCGAGUUGGUUGGGAGACCCA
This is a messenger RNA of Mycena citricolor, 9014 nucleotides long. The record is from the annotation of a GenBank genome assembly. Lineage: Eukaryota; Fungi; Basidiomycota; Agaricomycetes; Agaricales; Mycenaceae.